Messenger RNA from Paramecium octaurelia, 579 nucleotides. The record is from the annotation of a GenBank genome assembly. Lineage: Eukaryota; Ciliophora; Oligohymenophorea; Peniculida; Parameciidae.
AUGUUUUUUGUAAUAAUUAAGAAUACCUUUUAUUUCUAUAUUUUGAUACACUCUAUAUUUUCUUUGUUGAGUUUAUUGAUAUGUUUGGACAAUGAUAUAGAUCACUUUGAAAUUUAAUGCCCAAGAGUAAAUAUAUAUUUUAUUUUAGUUGAGCAAUUCAAUAAAAGAAGUCAUCGCAGGGAUAUUCAAACCAUUUUUACCUGAAGUUAUUGAAUUUUUAGUUGGCAAAAUAUUGAUGCAAGAUUUACGGAUAGUGAAUGCUCUUAUAUUUUCAGGAAUUUUGGAAGUGGUCUUAGCAAUAUUAGGAGCAUUGUAAUAUCGCAUUUAAUUUUAAGUUACUAUAUUAUGGUUGAAACACCAAAGCCUAUCUAAAAGAGCAUGAGAUUAAUAGCAAAGUUGUUUUUCUUUAUUGGAAUAAUAUUAUGGGUAGCCAUCUAUUGUAGUGGAAUUGGAUUAAGGAAAUUACUUGAGAUAGUGCACAUAGUUUAUUAAAAUCCAUAGAACGUAGAGAAUUAUACAAAUGAUUUAUCAGACUUUAUACAAAAGAGACAGGAAGAAAUUCUGGAGUAUUAUUUCUGA